Messenger RNA from Chaetomium strumarium, 1547 nucleotides. RefSeq lists its product as uncharacterized. Gene Ontology annotation, molecular function: oxidoreductase activity. The coding region runs from base 284 to 1489 and encodes 401 amino acids. The record is from RefSeq and is a predicted model, not a curated record. The transcript is spliced from 2 exons. NCBI's taxonomy places the organism in Eukaryota, Fungi, Ascomycota, Sordariomycetes, Sordariales, Chaetomiaceae.
GUUGGUCAAAGGAAUCGAGCGAUCCCAUUGUCUCCAUUGCUGGUGAUGCAACUUCCCCGCCACGCGCUAUCACGCCAUUUCCCAAGGCGAUGAGCGUCGCUCCAUAUGAGUACGAGUACUAGUACGUACUAGUACUCCUCAUAUAUUCUCACAUACCUCGGCCGCCUUACUCUAUUCCUCGCAGACAUCUCCAUGUUGCUCUUUAUGAUUACCCGCUUCCUUAUCUCAGGUUCACGGGCCUCCCAACUUCAUCAUCCUUCCCUGGCCGGCCCAGCCUAACACCAUGGCACCCGGACUGCUCGUCGAUGAGCCGCAAGGACAGCUUCCCAACUCAUCCAAACGCAACGAAGAUGCCCCCCGCCACAUCUUCCCGGACGGCAUACGCACCUCGGGCCAACACCCGCCUCUUUACGAGCUCCUAAAGUCUUACUCCUCCUUCCCCAAGGAAAUUACCGGUCCCACAGUCUGGCAAGCUUCCGACUUCGCCUCGCAUCCCGAGCGCUGGAUCCACCGCUUUACACCCCUCGAGAUCUCCGAACUCAGCACCGCGGCAGACGCCUUCAUCGCAUUGGGGACGCCGCUGACGGGGAUCUCCCAAUCCAACUUCCGCCUGCCGCACCUCGGCCAGACGCUCUCCGCCCUGCGGGACGAGCUGCUCAACGGCAAGGGCUUCAUCCUCUUCAAGGGCUUCUCCGCGGACCAGUGGUCCGUUCACAAGACCUCGGUCGCGUACAUGGGCCUGGGCACCCACCUCGGCUACUUCGUCUCGCAGAACGGGCGCGGCCACGUGCUGGGCCACGUCAAGGACGUGGGCGACGACCCGACGCAGAUCCACAGCGUGCGCAUCUACCGCACGGCGGCGCGGCAGUUCUUCCACGCCGACGACGGCGACAUCGUGGGCCUGCUGUGCCUGCACCGCGCGCGCGAGGGCGGCGAGAGCGACGUCGUCAGCGUGCACCGCGUGUGGAACGUGCUGCAGCGCGAGCACCCGGACGUGGCCGAGCUGCUGACCCGCCCCGUGUGGUACUUUGACCGCAAGGGCGAGGUGUCGCACGGCCAGGACGAGUGGAUCCGCCAGCCGGUCGUGUACCUGGAGAACGGGGGCCGGGGGAGGCUGUAUUGCAAGUGGGAUCCCUACUACGUCCGGAGUCUGACGCGGUUUUCCGAAAAGGGCAUCGUGCCGCCGCUGAGCCCGGAGCAGGUCAGGGCGAUGGAGAUCCUGGAGGAGACGUGCCAGCGAGAGGCGCUGCAUAUGGUGUUGGAGGUCGGGGAUAUUCAGUUCCUGAGCAACGCACAUUUGCUGCAUGCGAGGACGGCUUAUAAAGACUUUGCUCCCCCUGCACCACGGCGUCAUCUCCUCAGAUUAUGGCUGGCUACCCCUGAGGGCGAGGGUGGUUGGGCAUUGCCCAUGCCCGACAGCCACGAGAAGAAGCGAGGGGGUGUUCAGGUGAACGACACACCGCCCAGAGCACCAUUAGAUGCCGAGUAAGAUGUUCGCUGAAUAAAUACCUAAGUACAACUGAACAAGUAACUGGAUGUGAGUUUGC